GAUUCACUUAAAAUAUGAAUCAGUAUGAUAUAAUGUUACUGAUUAAUAAACUUAAUUAUAAAGAAUUUAUGAUAUUUUCUACUUCUAUAUAAGAAUUGUUAAAACGGUUAUUCAUUUGAAAAAUGUUUUAUAUUCAAGCUCCUUCAGGACAAGUAUCGCUUCAUGUAUUAGAAAAAUGUGUUAUGGUCAGGUUGGAGUAUUUAAAAUUAUUAUAUGAAGGUAAAGCUGAUGAAUUUAAUGAUAAUUUUGAAUAUCUAUUGGAAAAUUCAGUUUAUGAUAAAGUUGGACAUUUCACAUUAAGAUUGUUAGCAUCAACUUCACAAGAUCUCUAUGACUAUUGGAUUGCCAGAGAGAUACUUUUUUUCAAAACUAGACUGAAUCAUAUUUUACCAAGACAAUUGUAUAGAUUACUAAGAAGCAUAUUAUGUCAAUUAAGAUUAUUUCCAAAUAAGGAAAAACUAAUUAAUAGAACGUUGAUUGAUUUAUGCAAUUUGUUUUUAAAACCCUCUGUUUUUAAACAUCUUGUAUCCAAAAGUAAUACAGAAAAUUGUAGGCUUGUUGAAGCUAAAGUGAGAUAUGAAUUGGUACCAGAUUUAAUAAGGAAAAGGAAAUUAGAUUUAAAUGCAGGAUUUGCUGUUGUACAUUGUUCAAAAUGGAAAGAAGUAAUUUUAUCCUUAUUUAAAACUUACAUAACUAAAGAGUUAAUGUUAAUGAAAACAAAUGCCCAGUGUACUAUAAAUCAAGAUAUUAGACUUGACUACCUGUAUCAAAAAGUUCAUUGUAAAAUAUUUCAAAAUAGUCAUAUACACGGACGUAUAUCUAAAGACAAUAUAGAUAUUGAAGCUAAAAAUUUUCCACUUUGUAUGCAACAUUUGCAUAUGAAAUUACGAAAUGUGCAUAGACUUAGUCACUACGCUCGUUGGCAUUAUAGUCUAUUUUUAAAAGAUGGUGGAAUGCAUCUAGAAGAUGCUAUAAAUUAUUGGAAAGAAGAGUAUUCUAAACCUCACUCUUGUUCUUCCAUCUGUUCACACAAUUGGCAAUCAAACGAAAAAAAAUUUAUAUAUAGUAUUAGACACCUUUAUGGUUUAGAAGGAUCUCGUAAAAAUUACAACUCACCUAGUUGUAAAUUAAUGUCUGUAAACAUUUCUAGUCCAAUGUAUGAAGGUGGAUGCCCAUUUAAACACUUUGAUAUAAAUACUUUACAAAAUCUAUUAUGCUUAUCAUUACCAAAUGAUCAAGUAACUAAACUACUAAAAACUAUAUCUCCUCACAAUCCUCAAAACUCUUGUGCCCAAUUUUUUAAGUUACUUUCUCAAACAAAUAAUGAUAAUAUUAUUAUUGGUAGUCCUUUACAAUACUACUUAAAAAUGAUUAAUCAAGUUUAG
Molecule: messenger RNA, 1385 nt
Organism: Osmia lignaria (orchard mason bee)
Lineage: Eukaryota; Metazoa; Arthropoda; Insecta; Hymenoptera; Megachilidae
Product: DNA primase large subunit
Biological process (GO): DNA replication, synthesis of primer; DNA replication initiation
Cellular component (GO): alpha DNA polymerase:primase complex
Source: RefSeq, a predicted model, not a curated record